This is a messenger RNA of Stegodyphus dumicola, 701 nucleotides long. RefSeq lists its product as uncharacterized. NCBI's taxonomy places the organism in Eukaryota, Metazoa, Arthropoda, Arachnida, Araneae, Eresidae. The record is from RefSeq and is a predicted model, not a curated record.
GCUGCACUUACGAUAUUUUAAGUGAAUUUGAGUCUUCCACUGCUUUUUCUGGUGAUGCAACUUCUCAGCUCUUCUGUGAUCAUUGUAAUUUUGUGACAAAUAUGUUAAGGGAUAUGGAUGCUCAUCUUAAAACUCAUGGAAAGAGUCACAGUCUUAAAUGCAAACAGUGCCUAAAGCAAUUUGCUCGAAAAGAUAGUUUAAGAAGACACAUCCUUGUCCAUUCUCUUGAACAACCAUACCAGUGUGACUUAUGCAACAGAUGGUUUCAACGUAAAGAUAGUUUGGACAGACAUCAUGCACAGUUAGAUACUAAAUUUGUUUAUUUAAAACUUGACUUGUUUUCUAUAGGAGUUAUGGAUAAGUUACUCUUCUCAUCAGGCUCAGAAGACAACGUCAUUGCUGAGUUACCUUAUUUAGUAGAUGCAAAUGAUCUUGACAGUGCUCAGCACUACAAAUGUUCACAGUGCUUUUUCAUUUCCGACAGUGAAGAAGUUUUGCAGAGUCAUAUAUCGUAUGUACAUGCAACACCACGACCAUAUCAGUGUCGCAUCUGUAAAAAGUUAUUCAGGCAGAAGAAAUGUCUAACAGAACAUAUGCGACUUCAUACUGGAGAAAGACCUUAUGCUUGCAAGAUAUGUCAAAGAAAGUUUCACACUUACAGUAGCCUUCAUUAUCAUCGUCGAAGCCUUUAUCAUUUCUAA